AUGGCAUUGGUAACCGACGCCGCACGCAAGGUGAGAAGGAUCUCAAGAGCUUGCGAUUAUUGUCACCAUCGAAGCAUCCGCUGCCGAGCCAGUGAAGAAGGUGAUGGGAAGAGAUGUCAAAAUUGUGUCGAUUUCAACCAAGCCUGCACUUACGACAGGCCCGCAAAGAGAAGAGGCGUCAGAGCGCGUCAAAGAUCAAAUUCGGCGACGAGCUCGCCCCUCGAAGAUCAGCCCAAACCUUCCAGACCUGAAUCGCUCUCCCACCAGAAUGGGCUUGAUGGGCAACAACAUACCCCUCAAACACCACCUGUUAAUAAUGCUACCCAAGCGUCCUCGAACCCGUCUAAUCCAGAUUCAUGGCGUGCCCCUUAUGUUGCUAGUCAAGGAUUGAUCAUGGAUCUGGUAGAGGUCUAUUUCGAGGUCAUAUAUCCCAUAUUCCCAUUCUUCCAUCGAUCUACAUUCCUUCGUAAGAUUUCUCGUGGCGAAUUUGAUAGAAACCGCUUUUUCUUUGCUGCAACAAUGGGGGUUUGUGCAUUGGCUUCAGCCCGCGCUCGGGAUGGUGCCAUCUUUUCGAAUCGUUUUGUUCCAGAGUCACUCAGCGAAGUUGCAUCAGAAACUUUCUUCAAUGCUGCCAAGGAGCAAAUCCCCAUCAAUCUGGCGACCGCACAAGACCAUAAUUGCAUGCGUGCCUGUGCCUUGCUAGCCAUAACUUCCAUCCAAUAUGGUCAAAUCCGCGCCAUGCAUCAGCACCUCGGGAGAUAUCAUAGCAUAGUUGCCAUGGACGGACUGCAUGACGAGGCCAACUGGCCAAAGGACAUGGGCCACGUAGAAAGGGAGGAGAGGAGACGGUUGUUCUGGUCUAUGUAUACAUUGGACAUCUACUCCUCGACAGUGUGGUGCGGUGUCAUGCGCGGUCGUGAAGCUCAUUCCGAUGUCCUCUAUCCCACAGAGAUAGACGAUGAACUGUUUGACGAUUCCGGUUUCCAUGCCGCUUCAGAAGAUUCUCCUCCAGUGAUUGGACCCAAUCCAAGCCGAAUUGGCGCACCAAUUCAGACCAAGAGCUGGCUUUGUGGUUGGAAUUUCACCACAGAUCUCUACCGUAUCCUGGAACAUGCGGUGAACCAUUAUCGAGCCAGCAGGAUCAGACUCAAAAAGAAGAACUUUCUUCACGAGGUCUUUGGCGUAACAGAUCUGGCUACGCAAGCUUCAGUCCUGGACGCUGUGAUGCAUAUGUACGCCAAUCUGCCACAAUGCUUCAAGCAAACCAGACCCAUCACUUUCAACCACACGGAAGACAGAUACAGUUUUCAAGCUGCCAAUAUUGCUGCCACAGUUCAACUGCUACGCAUGGUGCUUUUUUCGUCAGGCGGAGCUACCAUCGAGCAAAGAUGUCAAGUAGCUAGUGAAGUUGUGGCUGCAUUUGCCUUGGUACCAGUGGCCUAUCUCCGAGCCAUCAGUGCUCCUCUACUCCACCAUCUCGCAGGAAUCGGAUCCAUACUAGGCUUCGUUCUGGAAGAGCCGCUUUCAGGUCAAAAUUUUAUCCAAGUCCGUAACGUUCUGCUAUCUAUGGCCCAGCUCCUCUCAAACAUCGAUUCUGGCGUCAAUGCAACCACAGACGCCAGUAAGCGACUUCAGGCACUGGUGAAGAGAAUCGAUGAGUUCAUACACGAAAAAGGGAGUCAAACGUUCCGGAGCUUCCCGCUAACCCAGCACCUGGAAGCUCAUCAAGCUGUCCCGCAGAAUCCAGGAACAGAUCGCCUCACCAGCGUGAACAACGACAGUAAUGGGACAGAGCACGACAGCAACAACAAUUACCCCAGCUCGGCCGUUUCAAGUGCUCCAACAACCGCGUUGAACAUGAACUUCCAAUUACCUCCAGAACUACUGGACGAUUGGACUUGGGCUUUUGAUUUUGCACAGCCUUUCCAGACCUGA
Messenger RNA from Endocarpon pusillum Z07020, 1935 nucleotides. RefSeq lists its product as uncharacterized. Gene Ontology annotation, biological process: regulation of DNA-templated transcription; DNA-templated transcription. The record is from RefSeq and is a predicted model, not a curated record. Lineage: Eukaryota; Fungi; Ascomycota; Eurotiomycetes; Verrucariales; Verrucariaceae. The transcript has 3 exons. Gene Ontology annotation, molecular function: DNA-binding transcription factor activity, RNA polymerase II-specific; DNA binding; zinc ion binding. Bases 1 to 1935 code for a protein of 644 amino acids.